CCUGUCGGGCCGCUGGAGUUCGCGGGAAACCGGCUCUGUAGUAUUGGGAUAUAUAGCCAAACCUCGUUUGAUUUUGACCUGCUGCUUUUCUUGUUAUACCUGUAUUUCAUCGAUAGGCCCGUUUUGAACCAUUAGGGCUAAUAGCGGAGGAGUGACACAGGUUUAAAUCCGUCGUCGAUGCUGCCCCGUGCGCCGUGCUAACAUCUGACGCUAGUUAGCUGGGUUGUCACAUUGUGCUUCAUGCGAGUGGACCGAGAAAACACGGCGAACUAGGAAGAGACAAAGGGCCGUCGAGACUCGGCACGGAGAAGACGCCUUUCAGAAUGAGUUUGUUCAAUUUAGACCGUUUCCGUUUCGAGAAGAAGACGGCGGACAAAGACGAGGACAGAGGCUCCAAAAGCCCCGAGUCUGAGAAGGAGAACAAGCCUGCUCAGAUGAAAUCUGUCAAAGCUCCACCAAAGUCCCAUGCCAGAGGAGUGGUUUUUGAUGAAGUCCUGACCAUUGACUUAGAAGAGGACGAGGGCCUCUCUGAACCAAAGACCAAAAUAUCAUUAACCAGUAAAUCCAAGAGUCCUGUAGGGAAGGCUUCGGAUAACACAGACGAUGAGGACAACGAAUCUGAUGAGAAAAUUAACAAAAUAUUGGAGAUAUUUCCUCAGUUGUCGAGGACGGAGAUAUUGGAGGUGGUUAGCAGUACAAGCACAAUGGAUGGGGCUGUAGCUGCCUGCCUUUUGAGGUUUGGUGAUAAAGAAGCACCGAAUCAAGGCAGGAAGAGAAAGCAGGAUGAACCCAGCAGUUCUCAGGAUAGUGGUGAGAGUCAACUGAGCAAGAAGAGGAGACCAACAGCUGCCUCUGACGAAGACGAAAAUACAGCGAAUGAACCCAGCUGGGAGAAGCAGGAAGCCAUGGUCAGAAGACUCCAAAAAAAGUUUCCCGACCAGGACAAGGAGGAGCUGCGGAUGGUGCUGCAGGAGCACGACUGGAAUUCUGAAGAUGCGCUGCAGGCUCUACAGAUGUUUUCAGAUCCAGAUAAUACCAGUUUCAGUUCACCUGAAUCAGAUGAAAAGAAAAUCAGCAAAUCAAAGAGGAAAGACAAGUCGAGCAGGAACCACAAAGAGUCUAGGCACCACAAACGUAACGAAGAUACUAAACACGUGAGAAACCAAAAGGGCUCUGAGGACCGAACGGUCGUCAGUGAAACAGAACAGGAGGGUACUGAAGACUCGGAGGAUACCAAGGACAGCGAAGACGAGUCGAGUGCUGAAGACGUAAAACGUCCCAACGACAAAAGUAGCACUUCCACUCUGUCCUCGUGGCUCAAAAAAACUUCUGACUCGGCGUCUUCGUCCUCCUCCGUGCACAAGGCAUCUACCUCUUCAUCCCUGAAGCCGUCCUCUUCCUCCUCUGCUGCUGCCCAGACACUGUGCAGGUUUGCCAGUGUGACCAGCAUAGCCAAGAAGCAGGCGCUGGAGAGGAAGAGGAAGGCGCGCGCCUCCGAUGAACGCGUCAGUUCGGAGGGGGAAAAUGACGACGAAGAAGACACAGUAAGCACAGAGUAUGAGGACUCGGAUGAUGAGCUGGACCUUAAUACGGGCAUGACGGACAUGAAGAAGGAGAUGCUCAAAUUCUUCCGGGAAGCAACGUUGGAUGAGCUGUCACUGAUUGCUGGGUGCUCGAUUAAAAAGGCACAGAAGAUUGUGGAACUAAGGCCCUUCGAAAACUGGGAAAGCCUGAUCGAAGUCUUCCAUAAGGAUAACGGCCUCUCAGACAGCUUGCUGCUGGGCUGCAGAGUCGUCCUCAAGGAACGGAAGGUUGUCCUGGGGCUCAUGACCAAAUGCCAGGGCAUUUCUUCAAAAAUGGUCAAACAGGUCACUGAGGUGAUGGACAAAGGCACGGGGACCAUGAAGCAGCCAAGUGUACUCAACAGCCAGCUCCAGCUGAAGCCCUAUCAGCUGAUUGGUCUGAAGUGGCUGCUGCUUUUGCAUGAACACAAACUGAGUGGAAUCCUCGCUGAUGAAAUGGGUUUGGGGAAGACUAUUCAGGCUAUAUCAUUUUUAGCCCAGUUAUAUGAAAACGGAAUAGAAGGUCCUCACCUCAUCACUGUGCCUUCUUCUACACUCGAUAAUUGGGUCAGAGAGCUGAAGCUGUGGUGCCCAGACCUCAAAGUUCUAGUUUAUUAUGGAUCUGUGGAAGAUCGUCGCUACCUCAAACACGACAUCCUAAAUCGGGACGUUGAGUUCAGCGUCAUUGUGACCACGUAUAACUUGGCCAUAGGAAAUGAAAGCGACCGCGGCCUUUUUCGCAAGCUGCGUCUGAAGUAUGCUAUAUUUGAUGAAGGCCACAUGCUGAAGAACAUGAACACUCUGCGCUACCAGCUCCUCAUGGCCAUUAACGCGGAGCACCGCUUGCUGCUGACAGGAACUCCUUUACAGAACAACCUCUUAGAGCUGAUGUCUCUCCUCAACUUCAUCAUGCCUUCUAUGUUCUCCAGCUCCACUAAACAGCUCUCCAAAAUGUUUUCCCAGAAAUCCCAUGAGGAACAGAGCCGUUUUGAGAGGAACCGUAUCUCUCAGGCCAAACUCAUCAUGAAACCUUUUAUCCUCCGAAGAGUCAAGAGCGAGGUCCUCAAGCAGCUGCCAGCAAAGCAAGAGAAGGUAGAGUUCUGCCCGAUGAGCGAGAAACAGGAGGCUCUUUACAAGACCCUCUUCAAUAAACUCAAGGCUUCCACCAAUGGCGAGAAGCGCGAGCUGUGUAAUGUGAUGAUGCAGUUGAGAAAGAUGGCCAACCACCCUCUGCUUCACAGACAGUACUACACCGCGGAGAAGCUCAAAGCCAUGAGCAAACUCAUGCUAAAGGAGCCAACCCACUAUGAUGCCGAUGCCGCUCUCAUUCAGGAGGACAUGGAAGUGAUGUCAGACUUUGAGCUGCACCGUCUGUGCCAGCAGUACUCCUCCAUCGGUUCCUACCAGCUUGAAAAGGAGCUCCUGCUCGACUCUGGAAAGUUCCUUCACCUCACAGAGCUGCUGGCCUCACUUAAAAACAAGGGAGACCGAGUUGUGUUGUUCAGUCAGUUCACAAUGAUGCUCGACAUUGUGGAAGUGCUGCUGAAAAACCUUAAGCAUCGUUACGUCAGACUGGACGGAUCCACGCCAAUAGCAGACAGGAUUGUGUUGAUCGACGAGUUCAACACGGACCCUGACAUAUUUGUGUUCCUGUUGUCAACGCGCGCCGGUGGCCUCGGCAUCAACCUAACCUCGGCUAAUGUCGUCAUCCUUCACGACAUCGACUGCAACCCCUACAAUGACAAACAGGCAGAGGACAGAUGUCACCGCGUGGGCCAGACCAGGACUGUACAGGUGAUUAAGCUGAUCAGUAAAAACAGCAUAGAGGACCUCAUCCUGCAGCUGGGCAACAAGAAACUAAAGCUGGAGCAGGACAUGACCACCGUUGCAGAAGAUGCUGAGGGGACCAUUCCUGAAGAUAUGGCGUCUUUGCUCAAAGCGUCACUGGGACUGUGAUGUUAAAACACACGAAACUGGAAACUUUACCGAGACAUUUUCUGUGACGUUCACACGAUUCUGGGCAGACUUGAGUACUCUGACUGAACACACUUUGGUGUCCAUGCUGGAUAACUACUGGAAACCCUGUACCCCCAUGGGACAAAAAAAAAAAAAAAUCUGAUUUACUGUGUACAAUAGUAGCUGUGCCUGAAACACAAUUUUUUACGCAGUUUGGCUCUUACUUUGACUACGAGACCAGUUUAUAAAGGCUUAACAAAACGUUUCAAUAUUAUGCACUCCACAUGUUAUGUAAGAAGCUGUAGAAACUUGAAAGAGCGUUGGAGGUUCAGGGCUAUCAUGUGGUAAAGCAGCAUGUUUACAGCACACCGUCAAACUUGUUUUUAAGGAGUAAAGGUGGAAUUUGACUUAAUAUAACAUGUAAUUAAUUUUAGAUUAUUUCCAUUCUGACAACAGUACUGUAUGCUGGUGAGGAAAACAAUACUUAAUGCCACUCUUUCAUGGAUAUUUCAAAUUCUAAUAUGCUUAUGUGAAAGGUGUGGACCAUGGAGAAUAGAGCUUUCAUUCCAGACACUGUUACAUCUCAGAGUUUUUUGGCACUCAAAAAGAAGAAAAAAAACUCUAUUUAUAUAAAACUUUUCUAGCUGCUGCAGCCAAUUAGCAACAUUUCAAGAGCGGCAAAUGCAAAUACACUGAUGCUGUUCGAAUUCCUCUGUUACCAUUUUCGUUUAAACCUCUUUUAAAAGUUUAAAAGUAGUUUCAUCACAAAGUCAGCCAUGUAUCUGGGUUCUCUGUUGAUGUUCAAGAAGUUUGUGUGUUUAGUUUCAUCAAAUUCAAGGACGUUUUUCAGCGAAUGGCUGGCUGAAUGACAUUGGCAUUAUUAUGAACUGAAAACGCAUGGUUGUUUGUAUGUGCGUAUCUGUAUGAACACCAGUGCAUUCAGCAUACAAAUACUACAUAAAUUUGAAAAAAAAAAAUUGAAUUAAAAUUAAUUAAAAAAUGAAAAUGAAACGUCUUUAAAAUCCAGUGCCUAAUUAGUUUCUUUGUUGUUUUUAUUCGUUUAAACAUUGAGCUGUGGCAGACAGAGAGGAUUUAAGGAAGCAGCUGCUGAAUUCAUGUACUGUAUGAGUGGCUAAUGUGUUGUAAGUGUACAAGUGUUAAUUGACCUGUAAAAGCCUUCACUAAGUCCUUUGUAUGUUUUUUAGGUUCCUGUUUAAAUUGAAUAAUAAAUAUUGGAAUAAA
Messenger RNA from Mugil cephalus (flathead mullet), 4760 nucleotides. RefSeq names its product SWI/SNF-related, matrix-associated actin-dependent regulator of chromatin, subfamily a, containing DEAD/H box 1 a (gene smarcad1a). The transcript has 23 exons. The record is from RefSeq and is a predicted model, not a curated record. NCBI's taxonomy places the organism in Eukaryota, Metazoa, Chordata, Actinopteri, Mugiliformes, Mugilidae. Gene Ontology annotation, molecular function: ATP binding; ubiquitin binding; ATP-dependent chromatin remodeler activity. Bases 324 to 3518 code for a protein of 1064 amino acids. Gene Ontology annotation, cellular component: nucleus.